AUGCGGGGGGCUCCAGAGGACCCCUGCCACCCGCUGGCGCUGCUGCCGGUGCUCUGGUUACUGACCCGCGCGGCGCGUCUCCACGGCAGCCUGGACCCCCUGCAAUGUUACUGUGUUGGGCUGUGGGGGGACCUGAACUGCUCCUGGGGUGGUCUUGGGGACCAGGAAGUACCAUCCACCCUGCACCUGGAGAGCCAGAAGUACCACCCCAACAGGACCUGGACAGUGGCAGUGCCCCCAGGGCAGGGCUGGGUGACCCUGGCCCGGGAAUACCUCACCGCGUCUGACCAGCUCCUCGUCUGGGGGGCCAUGGGGGGCCGACGCCUCUGGCCCCCGGUCCUGGUGAACCUGGAGAGCCGAAUGAAGCCGGACGCGCCCAUCCUGGACCCUGCCGUGGAUUUUCCCGAGGAGGCGCCCGGGGAGGCGAGGAUCACGUGGCGCCCGCCUGCCUGGCCGCGGCACAAGCACCUGGUCUGCAGGUUCUACUAUCGGCGAGGCCAGGAAAACACCUGGACCCAGCUGGACCUGGAGCUGGGGUCCACCGCUCUGAGCCCUCUGGAACUCCAGGACCUGCAGCCGGUCACGACCUACGAAGUGCAUGGCCAGUGCCGCGUGGAAACCGAGGAGGACCUUUGGGGCGAGCUGAGCCCUAUUCUCUCCUUCCAGACGCUGCCACCCGCUCCAGAGGAGGUGUGGAUUCUGGGGCAUGGCUGCGGGUCGCUGGACGCACAGGACCCCAUGCUUCUGUGGAAGGCUCCGGCAAGCAGCGUGCAAACGAGCUAUACAGUUUGGUACCAAGUGGAGGGCAAGCUGCUGAGCCAGAAGGGGGUCCCCUGCUGUCGCGCCCCUAUCCCCACCACGGCCAUGUCCGCAGGGGUGUCUCUCUCCAAUGGGGUCACCAGCCCGGAGUCCAGGGCCAACCUCUCCUUGGGUUGUUCGGCUCCAGGCUCCGCCCCCCAGGACGUGGUGCUCCGCCACGUGGCCAGGGGCAGUGGGCUCUUGGUGACUUGGCGUCGGGGCUCGGAGGCAGCCUGGGGAUACGUGGUAGACUGGGUCCCGGACACAGACACCCCUGGGGAACUCAGCUGGGUCCGGCUUCCCCCCGAGAACCUCAGUGCCCUGUUGCCAGGUCACUUCGAAGGAGGGGUCCCCUACCGGGUCACGGUCACUGCUGUCUCUGAGAGGGGCUUGGCCCCUGCCCCCUCCUUGUGGGCGUUCACCGAGGAACUAGCACCCCUCAAGGGGCCCACACUGCGGAGACUCCAGGAUGCUCCCCUCAGGACCCCCAUCAUAGCGUGGGACGAACUCCCAAGGCACCAGCUUCGGGGUCACCUCUCCCACUACACGCUGUGCACGCGGACAGGGACUGACGCCCCGGCCUGCAGCAAUGUGAGUGGCAGUACCCGGAGUCUCCCACUACCCAGCCUUUCCUGGGGUCCGUGCGAGCUGUGGAUGACGGCGUCCACCCGAGUAGGACAGGGCCCCCCUGGCCCCAGCCUUCGGUUUUACCUGCCAGAAAACGCCCCAGCGGCGUGGAAAGUGGUGCUGGUUCUCCUCGCCUCCUGCAGCGUGUUCCUGCUGGGCCUGCUCUUCUGCAGAAGGUGCUCGCAGCGGGUGUGGGAGAAGACUCCAGAUCCUGCCAACAGCAGUUUCUACUUCCGCCAGCCCCAUGUUCAGGAGCCGCCCUACGCCCAACCCCCUGGGGACUUGCCUUUCCUGAAAGUGGAGGAGAUGGAGCCACCAGCGCCCCCCAGCCCCCCCAAGGCCUCCCGUCUGCUGGAUACUGGGUAUGAGAAACAUUUCCUACCCACACCUGAGGCACUGGGCCUCCUGCCCCCGUGUUCCCCAGGCUCCCGGGCUGAGCCUGAACCAGCCUCGUCCAGGGAGAGGGAUGUUCAGUGGACAGAUGAAGAUGCUGAGGAUCAGAGAAGCUGA
Messenger RNA from Sorex fumeus (smoky shrew), 1935 nucleotides. It is a transcript of the gene IL27RA, whose product is annotated as interleukin 27 receptor subunit alpha. Gene Ontology annotation, cellular component: interleukin-23 receptor complex; external side of plasma membrane; interleukin-12 receptor complex. The record is from RefSeq and is a predicted model, not a curated record. The transcript is spliced from 14 exons. Gene Ontology annotation, biological process: cytokine-mediated signaling pathway; positive regulation of activated T cell proliferation. Lineage: Eukaryota; Metazoa; Chordata; Mammalia; Eulipotyphla; Soricidae. The coding region runs from base 1 to 1935 and encodes 644 amino acids. Gene Ontology annotation, molecular function: interleukin-27 receptor activity; interleukin-12 receptor binding; interleukin-23 binding.